This is a messenger RNA of Pipistrellus kuhlii (Kuhl's pipistrelle), 5348 nucleotides long. It is a transcript of the gene GAPVD1, whose product is annotated as GTPase activating protein and VPS9 domains 1. The coding region runs from base 288 to 4763 and encodes 1491 amino acids. Lineage: Eukaryota; Metazoa; Chordata; Mammalia; Chiroptera; Vespertilionidae. Gene Ontology annotation, cellular component: cytosol; endocytic vesicle; cytoplasm. Gene Ontology annotation, molecular function: small GTPase binding; calmodulin binding; guanyl-nucleotide exchange factor activity. The record is from RefSeq and is a predicted model, not a curated record. The transcript is spliced from 27 exons. Gene Ontology annotation, biological process: vesicle-mediated transport; regulation of actin cytoskeleton organization; regulation of GTPase activity.
GGCUAGAGCGGAAGGGGCGCCGCUGGCCGCCCGCGGGAACUACCAGUCCCAGGGGUCCCCGCGGCUCCGCGCACGCGCGAUGGCCCGGCGGCAGCGCCACCGCAGGACGCAGGGAAGCCAGCUAGCGAGUGGUGGCGGCGACGGCGGGCGGGCGGCGGUGGCAGUUCGCGGAGAGGAGGGUGACUGCUCCGAGGCCGGGUGGCGAUCGGGCGGAGACCUCGGUUCCUUUCUUCGCAUGAUCCUCUUAGUCUCAGUGAUCAGCCUUUGUACCUUUUUCACAUUUGAAGAUGGUGAAGUUAGACAUUCAUACUCUGGCCCAUCAUCUCAAGCAGGAACGCCUAUAUGUGAACUCUGAGAAACAACUCAUUCAGAGGCUCAAUGCAGAUGUGCUUAAGACAGCUGAAAAGUUGUAUCGUACAGCAUGGAUUGCUAAGCAACAGAGGAUUAAUUUGGAUCGACUUAUCAUAACCAGUGCUGAAGCUUCCCCUGCUGAAUGUUGCCAACAUGCCAAGAUUUUGGAAGAUACGCAGUUUGUUGAUGGAUAUAAGCAAUUGGGAUUCCAGGAGACUGCUUAUGGAGAAUUCUUGAGUCGAUUAAGGGAAAAUCCUCGUCUCAUUGCCUCCUCUCUGGUUGCUGGAGAGAAACUCAAUCAGGAGAACACACAGAGUGUUAUAUACACAGUUUUUACCUCCCUCUACGGCAACUGCAUUAUGCAAGAAGAUGAAAGCUACCUCCUUCAGGUUUUGAGAUACUUGAUUGAAUUUGAACUUAAAGAAAGUGACAACCCCAGGCGACUCUUGAGGAGAGGAACUUGUGCCUUCAGCAUCUUAUUUAAACUUUUUUCUGAAGGACUGUUUUCUGCCAAACUUUUCCUCACGGCUACUUUACAUGAGCCAAUCAUGCAGCUGCUUGUGGAAGACGAAGAUCAUCUGGAAACAGAUCCAAAUAAACUCAUCGAGAGAUUCUCCCCAUCUCAACAGGAAAAGCUCUUCGGAGAGAAAGGCUCAGAUCGAUUCAAGCAGAAGGUCCAAGAGAUGGUGGAUUCCAAUGAGGCCAAACUGGUGACUUUGGUGAACAAGUUUAUCGGUUAUCUCAAACAGAACACAUACUGCUUUCCACACAGUCUGAGGUGGAUUGUGUCACAGAUGUACAAAACUCUCUCCUGUGUAGACAGACUGGAAGUUGGGGAGGUCAGGGCCAUGUGCACUGACCUCCUGUUGGCCUGCUUCAUUUGUCCUGCCGUUGUCAAUCCGGAACAGUACGGGAUCAUUUCCGAUGCUCCUAUUAAUGAGGUGGCAAGAUUCAAUCUGAUGCAGGUCGGCCGCCUGCUGCAGCAGUUAGCAAUGACUGGCUCUGAAGAGGGGGAUCCCCGGACCAAGGACAGUCUUGGAAAAUUUGACAAAAGCUGUGUUGCUGCUUUCCUCGAUGUUGUGAUUGGGGGCCGUGCCGUGGAAACCCCUCCAAUGUCCUCUGUGAAUCUUCUGGAAGGAUUGAGCAGAACUGUGGUUUAUAUAACCUACAGUCAGCUUAUUACUCUGGUGAAUUUCAUGAAGAGUGUGAUGUCUGGAGACCAACUGAGAGAAGAUAGAAUGGCUCUUGACAAUUUAUUGGCAAACCUGCCCCAGGCAAAGCCAGGGAAAAGCAGCAGUUUGGAAAUGACUCCCUACAAUACUCCUCAGUUGUCUCCAGCAACCACUCCAGCAAAUAAAAAGAAUCGAUUGCCUAUAGGACAACAGUUAGCAGCCAUCACUGCCUGGGAUUCCUCAGCCACCAACCUUACAGCUCAUAUUACUCUAGUAACCCCGUUUGCAACCCGGAGCAGAAGCCGCACCAAUGUGCUAAUGGACUUGCAUAUGGACCACGAAGGGUCAUCUCAAGAAACCAUCCAGGAGGUGCAGCCGGAGGAAGUGCUGGUCAUUUCCUUAGGGACCGGUUCCCAGCUUACUCCAGGGAUGAUGUCAGAAAAUGAGGUCCUAAACAUGCAACUUUCGGAUGGAGGACAAGGAGAUGUCCCUGUCGAUGAAAACAAACUCCACGGUAAACCUGAUAAAACCUUGCGCUUUUCCCUCUGCAGUGAUAAUCUGGAAGGCAUAUCUGAAGGUCCUUCCAAUCGCUCCAAUUCAGUGUCCUCUCUUGACCUGGAAGGAGAGUCUGUGUCGGAACUGGGAGCAGGACCUUCGGGAAGUAACGGGGCUGACGCUCUGCAGCUGCUGGAGCAUGAGCAAGCCACCACACAGGAUAAUCUUGAUGACAAGCUGAGGAAGUUCGAAAUCCGGGACAUGAUGGGACUGACGGAUGACAGGGACAUAUCGGAAACAGUGAGUGAGACCUGGAGCACAGAUGUCUUGGGAAGUGAUUUUGACCCUAACAUUGACGAAGAUCGUUUGCAAGAAAUUGCAGGUGCAGCAGCAGAGAACAUGUUAGGCAGUUUACUGUGCCUGCCAGGGUCAGGGUCAGUGCUUCUUGACCCCUGCACUGGUUCUACCAUAUCAGAGACAACAAGCGAAGCUUGGAGUGUAGAGGUUUUGCCAAGUGACUCAGAGGCCCCAGAUCUAAAGCAGGAGGAGCGCCUGCAGGAAUUGGAGAGCUGUUCGGGACUGGGUAGCACAUCUGAUGAUACGGAUGUCAGGGAGGUCAGUUCCCGCCCCAGCACACCAGGCCUCAGUGUUGUGUCGGGCAUAAGUGCCACCUCUGAGGAUAUUCCCAAUAAAAUUGAAGACCUGAGAUCUGAGUGCAGCUCUGACUUUGGGGGUAAAGACUCUGUCACUAGUCCAGACAUGGAUGAAGUAACUCAUGGCGCCCACCACAUGACCUCUCCCCCUUCUCAAUCAGAGUCUCUGCUCGCCAUGUUUGACCCACUGUCUUCACAUGAAGGAGCUUCUGCUGUGGUAAGGCCAAAAGUCCACUAUGCCAGGCCUUCGCAUCCACCACCAGAUCCUCCGAUCCUGGAAGGGGCUGUGGGAGGACAUGAGGCCAGGCCGCCAAAUUUUGGUUCCCAUGGUUUAACUCCCGCCGAAAUGGAGGCAUUCAAGCAGCGGCAUUCUUACCCUGAGAGAUUAGUUCGCAGCAGGAGCUCGGACAUAGUAUCUUCCGCCCGGAGGCCCAUGAGUGACCCCAGCUGGAACCGCCGCCCAGGGAAUGAAGAGCGAGAGCUCCCUGCAGCUGCAGCCAUUGGUGCUACCUCUUUGGUGGCUGCACCUCAUUCGUCAUCUUCAUCCCCGAGUAAGGACUCCUCCAGAGGAGAGACUGAAGAACGCAAAGAUAGCGAUGAUGAGAAAUCAGACAGGAACAGACCUUGGUGGAGAAAGCGUUUUGUUUCUGCCAUGCCUAAAGCUCCCAUACCAUUUAGAAAGAAAGAAAAACAAGAAAAAGACAAAGAUGAUCUGGGGCCUGACAGAUUCUCAACACUCACAGAUGAUUCCAGCCCUCGGCUCAGCGCACAAGUUCAGGCCGCUGAGGACAUUCUGGACAAAUACAGGAACGCCAUUAAGCGAACCAGCCCCAGUGAAGGAGCAAUGGGCAGCUAUGACAAUGCAGGUGAUAACCGUGAGGUUGUGGGUGACGGGGAAAGUGCACACGAUUCUCCUCGGGAUGAAGCUCUGCAAAACAUCUCCGCCGACGACCUCCCGGACUCCGCGAGCCAAGCGGCCCACCCUCAGGACUCCGCCUACUCUUACAGAGAUGCAAAAAAGAAACUGAGGCUUGCUCUCUGCUCUGCGGACUCUGUUGCUUUCCCAGUGCUGAGCCAUUCAACAAGGAAUGGUUUGCCAGACCACACAGACCCAGAAGAGAAUGAAAUUGUAUGCUUCUUAAAAGUUCAAAUAGCCGAAGCAAUUAAUUUACAAGAUAAGAACUUAAUGGCUCAACUGCAGGAAACUAUGCGUUGUGUGUGCCGCUUUGAUAACAGGACUUGCAGGAAACUGCUGGCCUCCAUCGCCGAGGACUACAGGAAAAGAGCCCCCUACAUCGCUUACCUCACCCGCUGUCGCCAAGGACUGCAGACCACGCAGGCUCACCUGGAGAGGCUGCUGCAGAGGGUGCUGCGGGACAAGGAGGUGGCCAAUCGGUACUUCACCACCGUCUGCGUGCGGCUGCUGCUGGAGAGCAAGGAGAAGAAGAUCAGGGAGUUCAUCCAAGACUUUCAGAAACUCACAGCAGCUGAUGAUAAAACUGCUCAGGUAGAAGACUUCCUGCAGUUCCUCUACGGCGCCAUGGCGCAGGACGUCAUCUGGCAGAACGCGAGCGAGGAGCAGCUGCAGGACGCGCAGCUGGCCAUCGAGCGGAGCGUGAUGAACCGCAUUUUCAAGCUUGCUUUCUACCCCAAUCAGGAUGGGGACAUUCUCCGUGACCAGGUUCUUCAUGAACAUAUCCAGAGAUUGUCGAAAGUGGUGACUGCCAACCACAGAGCGCUGCAGAUCCCGGAGGUUUACCUUCGGGAGGCGCCGUGGCCAUCCGCACAGUCGGAGAUCAGAACCAUCAGCGCUUACAAGACCCCGCGGGACAAGGUGCAGUGCAUCCUGCGGAUGUGCUCCACCAUCAUGAACCUGCUGAGCCUGGCCAACGAGGACUCGGUCCCCGGGGCGGAUGACUUCGUCCCGGUGCUGGUGUUCGUGCUGAUAAAGGCAAACCCACCCUGUUUGCUGUCCACUGUCCAGUAUAUCAGCAGCUUCUAUGCCAGCUGUCUGUCCGGAGAGGAGUCCUACUGGUGGAUGCAGUUCACAGCAGCGGUGGAAUUCAUCAAAACUAUCGAUGACCGGAAGUGACCGGGACCCAGGCCAGCCAGGCAGCAGACUGUUCGGCCGGCAGACCGACCUCUAGGAAAAUGUGCCAGCUGCUCUGCAGGCGGGAGCUCGUUUUGUAUGAUACUGUACAGCGUUCAGACGUUUUAAAACAGAUCUUUACUAAACAGAUUAAUGUGCUAACAAGCAGGUUCUCUUUCCUUCGGGCUCUUCCUUUCCGAAUUGCAUAUUGUCCUUCCCUGACCCCGGGUAGAGAAUAGCACUGCACAAAGGGACCACGUUUUUCAGGUAUUUGAAAUACUAAAACCUCCUAGGAACAAAGCAGAACCUCCUAGAACAUUUUUAGAUCUCCGGAUACUCAUUUUUUUUUCCUUUUAUUGAACAAAAAAGCACCAGUAUACCCCUUUCGGGAUGCUGUGUGACCCUCUAGGGGUCCGGCGGAGGGGAUGGGCACUGCGCUGAGGAUUGAAGGUGACAAUGUGGCAUUAUCUAUAAAUACACUCACCUACAUUGAAAGCUAAGAAGGAAAUGUAAAUAUAAUAUAUAUUUAUAUUUGAUGUAAUAUGGACAUCUUCAGAUUCUAAUAAACAAGGACUAUUGCUGAUAGUA